Puntigrus tetrazona (Sumatra barb) is the source of this 2593-nucleotide messenger RNA. RefSeq names its product chromosome 22 C6orf89 homolog (gene c22h6orf89). The transcript has 8 exons. Lineage: Eukaryota; Metazoa; Chordata; Actinopteri; Cypriniformes; Cyprinidae. The record is from RefSeq and is a predicted model, not a curated record. The coding region runs from base 486 to 1424 and encodes 312 amino acids. Gene Ontology annotation, cellular component: Golgi membrane; nucleolus.
UUGUCGGUGUCGCGGCGAGCGUGUCGAAUCAGCGCUUGCGAAUUCGCAGAUGAGAGACGCGACGAGGCGAGCGGGGCUAACGACAAGCUGCGAGUGAAAUAACUCACGAAACUGCGGGAGAUCAGCGGAGGAUCACCGACGAACGGCCCGGGAGCGACGAGAUCAUCAGUCAUGAAGGAAAACGCCUUCUCUCGGGAUUUAGGAUAGAAACACAGUAUCACAAACACACACACACACACACACACACACACACUUCCACAAUCCUUCUCCUUCUGCUGCUGCUGCUGAUGAUGAUGAUGAAGAAGAAGAUGAGUUCCUGAUUUACUUACUUUCUCACACACACACACACACACACACUCACCUGCCUCUGUUCCCACGUUCUGCUGCUGAUGCUGAUGAUGAUGAUGGUGGUGGUGGUGAUGAAGAUGAGGCCCUGACUCUCUCACACACACACACACACACACACACACACACACACUGGGAUCAUGGGCUCGUCUCUCAGUGAGCCCUGUAUCUAUGACAAGCUGUCGGAGAGCAUCGACAUCCUGCGGCAGUCUGGGUACCGUUACGGGAUGACCGAGAGCGAGAUCGAGAAGUUCAUCAAGCAGGUGCUGGAGACCAACGAGCCCCGCAGGGACCCGCCUCAGUUCCCCAUCCUGAGGGCCACCGUCAAGCUGCUGCUGGCUCUGGGGGUUCUGCUGAUGGCGGUGCUGGUCUUCACGUAUCCUCACGGUGCUCCUCUUCUGGACUCCUCGAGCUCAGCCGGACUCAACAGUUCAUCUCCUCUCAGUCACGCGCGGCUCCUGGAGCUUCCCAUCGCCAACAAAUACAACCUGCACGGUUUCCACGAGUGGUGGGCGUCUGGAGCUCCGCAGACCCCGGCGGUGAACUGCUCUGUCUGCGCAGACGUGACUGCGGUGCUGGAGCUGAGAACAUCUACAGGGAUCGACAGACACACACAGCCACUGCUGCUCAAGGGUGGAGAGUCUCUGUCUCGUCGUGUGUCUCAUCUGGAGCAGUUCUCUCAGACGCUCACAGCAGCUCCUGCUAACUUCACCCUGCUCUGGAGCUUCUCGUCCAGUCCCAGAGAGACUCUUCUCCGGUGGUUGUUCCCUGACGCUGAACUCUGCCCUCUGCUGGAGAACACGGGAACAACUCUGCAGCGCUGCCAGCUGAGUGACCGGCCCCGGGCCCCACACACGGUCAGAACACACAGGAGGGUGCAGGUGUUAGGAUGGCUGGUGGUGGCUGAAGGUUCUCCGGUUCUGCGUGUCCUUCCUGUCCAGCGAUGCCAAAACCACUGCAGCUCCUUCAGUCUGUGGCUGGAGCCGGGAGACAUGGUGCUGGCGGAUCCUCGUCACUGGCUGCUGGAGCUGUCCCCGUCUGGAGAUCAGAGAGUGCUGUGUGACGGGCCGGUGCUCUGAUCCGAUCCGUCCGGACGCCGCUCUUCCGUGAUCCCGAGCGGAUCCUCGCUCACAGACGUCAAAAACUGUAUUUUGUUGAAAGCAAAUCGAACCUAUUUUAGGAUAUUUUGGUACACUUUGACAUUGUUUUCGUGACCUUUAAGCGAAUUUCCAACAUGUCAUUACUGGGAUGCAAAAAACACGAGCUCUUUAUUUUGCGCAAAAAAAAAUUCUCAUUACUUUUACGCUGCAACUGAUUCAUGUUAAUAUAUAAAGUCAACCGUAAGUUAUUUUUGUGUUUCAUGAUGGUGUUUGUUGUACUGACUGAAUUUAAAGAAGACUAUUUCUGUAAUACAGUGCUGAAAAAAGAAAGUAUUUUGUGUUAUGGUUAAAAAAAGAUUAACGGUAAUGAGAAUAAAUAUAACUGAUAUACUGAAAAUAUUUUUUUUUUCUUCUGUUAUGGUUCUUUUUUUUUCAAUGACUUAAAUACAUGUUUAUGAGAAUUAUUUUGUUAAAAAUCUCUUCGUAUUAUAGUUAUAAUUUUUUUUGGUGAAGGCAAUGAGAAUGAUCAUAUUUUGUAUUACGGUAAUGAGAAAUGCGUUUCUAUAACGGUAAUGAGAAUCUGUGUAUAUUUUUCAUUAAGGUAAUGAGAAUUAUUUUGUUCAAAUGCUGUUUUUUUCUCCCCUAUUACGGUAAUGAGAACAAGUUUAGUUUUUUUCUUUAUGUCUGUACAGUGAUGAGAACAUUAAUUCAAUAAUACAUUAAUUUUGUAUUUUGGUAAUGACAGAGAACAUUUGUAAUACUACGGUAACUUCCGCUUUGUUUCCUGAUGGUAAUGCUGACUGUUUUUGCAUCCCAGUAAAGCGAGUACGUCGGAAAUGACUUUCAUCGUCACGAGUCGAACUUGAGUGUUGAAAUGUGAGCCGCAGAUGUUUCGCGACUGCAGAUCAGCCAAUCGGAGCACUUUAGAUGUUGGCCACCGGCCGAUGAUGUCAUAUCCUGGUCGAGCGACGACGUCAUCACCGCCGCUGUUUAACGCAGCCAACGUUUCUUGUUCUCUGGGGUUUAAUCAUUGUAAAUAUUGAGAGCGAGACGCAGAGGAUGUGAUUUACUAAUAUGAUUCAGAGAUUUAUGUUGAUUGUGAUUUUACUGCAGGAUUUACACAGUAAACGAGAGCUGCUGUUCGUACA